Messenger RNA from Dioscorea cayenensis subsp. rotundata (Guinea yam), 1200 nucleotides. RefSeq lists its product as uncharacterized. The record is from RefSeq and is a predicted model, not a curated record. The coding region runs from base 1 to 1200 and encodes 399 amino acids. NCBI's taxonomy places the organism in Eukaryota, Viridiplantae, Streptophyta, Magnoliopsida, Dioscoreales, Dioscoreaceae. The transcript has 4 exons.
AUGGAAACAUUUUCCGCCGUGGUGCGAUACAAAGGUGAAGGACGUGUGCUUCAAUUUACCGUUUUAAGUUCAUGGAAGUCAGUCAUGGGUGAGAUAUGUGCUCCCUGGGACGUAGAUGUUUUUGAAGUAAAAGUGAAGUUCGUAACGCCUUACGGAUACAAAACGCUUUGCCCCAUUGAGUCUGACGCUGAUUUUCAAUGGGCUACAACCAAAGAUGGCAAUGAAGGCCUAUUCCAUGUAGCAUUUGCUAUCAUCGACAAUGAAACUAAUGAGAACUGGACUUGGUUUCUUGCUACUCUUGGGGAGGCCUUAUACGGUAAAGAUUCCUAUGAUAAAAUUAUAACAUUCAUAUCAGAUCGAUCUAAGGGCUUGGUCAAUGCCAUCGCGCGAGUCUUCCCCUCAUCACCACAUGGUUAUUGCCUACGACAUUUGGAAGCAAACUUCAUGAAGACCAACUCUAGCCUCGGUAAAGCUUUGCGAAUGCAAUGCUGGGCAGUAAUCGUCAAAAUUGCACAUGCAUACACUUCCAAAGAGUUUGAUGAUGCAGUUUAUGAACUUGCAUGUCUAUCAGCCGAUACACAUGGUUGGUUGAUGAAUAAGUCCGACGUUGAUCAUUGGUCGAACUAUUUAUUUAAAGGAAUGCGAUGGUGCGAGAUGUAUUCGAACGUGGCAGAGUCCUUCAACGCCUGGAUUAAAGAGGCACGACAUCUACCAGUAACAAGCAUGGUUGACUCUAUCAGGUUUAAACUUAUGAAUAUGUUAGCCGAAAGACGUGAACAAUGUAACAACUGGGAUACACACCUUUGUCCUGAAAUACAAAAAAAAGUUGAGCAAAUCGUUGAUGAAAGUCGUUUUCUUAGGGUUGGUUAUUCUACUGAUGACACGUACAAAGUCAUUGACAAUAACAACAACGCUGUCAGCCUCCAGCCUCGUAGCUGUUCAUGUAGAAGGUGGGAAUUCACAGUGGAAUGGUAUCGUCGGGCGUAUGUAAAUCCAAUAUCCCCUGUUCCCGACAGUGACAAGCCAUCUGACGAUAACCGUCCACUACGACUUCGGCCACCAAUAUCAAAGAAACGGCUAGGACAUCCUAGAAGGAAGCGGAUAGAGUCACAAGCCUUCGAUGUCCGUGAAUUACAUUAUAGCCGGUGCCACGAGGCUUGCCAUAACCGGCGAUCAUGCAAUGCAGUUAUAGCGGACUGA